Papilio polytes (common Mormon) is the source of this 3469-nucleotide messenger RNA. RefSeq lists its product as uncharacterized. NCBI's taxonomy places the organism in Eukaryota, Metazoa, Arthropoda, Insecta, Lepidoptera, Papilionidae. The transcript has 5 exons. Gene Ontology annotation, cellular component: exocytic vesicle; plasma membrane. Gene Ontology annotation, biological process: exocytosis. The coding region runs from base 338 to 3469 and encodes 1043 amino acids. The record is from RefSeq and is a predicted model, not a curated record. Gene Ontology annotation, molecular function: neurexin family protein binding.
ACAGUUUUCGCGCGUCUUUGUUGUCAAUCCCGCCGAUUCGUCGUCGGAUUUAGAAGACAAUGCUGACAGUAGCGGAAUUGAUUGCGACGAUUCUUACGACAAAAAGUCUGAUAGUUUAGAAAUAAUCGGUUUGGAAGGUGUGCAGGAUGUAAAUCACUUAGAAGCAGACUUAAACGAAAAUGUGCCGCAGAUCAGUGAAGCGAGUAAUAUUGUUUUAGUAGAAUCCAUAAGUUUUUCCAAGAAACAUUCCGACAUUCCCUAUGGCAAUGAUAGUGACGAGGAAAGUGAUGAUGACGCCGAGAACCGGCCCAAUUUUAUAAAAUUUUGUGACGACAAUAUGCUUCGAAGUGAAACGUGUGAAAAAUUCAACAGUUUUAAUGCCAGCUCCAGCACUAAUAUAGAUAAUUGUGAUUACAAGAAUUGCGAUAAUAAUCAAAGUAUAAGUACCGUAUCAGAAAACUUGGAGUGCGAUUCGUUGGAUAAUAGUUUUAAUUCUGACAAUAGUAUAAAAGUAAAAGUUACGGUGAAGUUACAAGACGAAGUAUGCGACAACAAAACUUAUGAAAUUCAAAGCAAGUCUCCUGUCGCUUCGUCGUCCUCGGAGCUCCAACCUGAUGAAUCAAAAUCGGAGAGUGAAGAAAAAAUAGACCUGUUUAAAGGAAUUGAACGAACUCUCAGUGAACUAUUGAAGAAAGAAUUAUUGGAGGAGCAAGGGGAGGAGAAAACACACGGCGCGCGACCGGCGCGCGGUGACACGGAGGGGAGCGCGGGCGCACCUGUACUUGCGCCAGUAUGCCGCUCGCGCUCGCCCGAUGCGGACGGGUCCGCGCGCUUCACUAGCCGCGUUAUGAUAACGCACGAUCGAGUCUCCGUAGUCACGUCAGAUACGACGCGGCUCAUGCGGGACAUUACUGUGCACCACACUAACUCCCAAAACGAACUGGAACACGACGCAAGCGCAACAACCUCGCAAAACGAUACAAACGAACGAGUUUCUGACGACGAAUCUGCGCAGCCUUCGGGCGGAGUGACUGUUGUUAGCAACGCGGACACUCUCUCGGCGGUUGUGUGUCUCGAGGAGGGGCUGGCAGACGACGACUCGUGGGUCGAGGACGUCAGCCAUGACGAAGACGCUACCACUACUUCGGACAGCGAUUCCGGCGACGAAGCCUCACUUCCGACCCGGGGAGACGAUUUUGCCUACUGCAGACGUUCUUUAGACUUCACUUUACACACGAUCGUUGAAGAAAGCUGUGAGGAAAGCGAAGCGGAAAAUAAUACGAAGAAAUCUCGACCCAUAUCAGCCACUGAACUAGAAAAAUAUUUUUUCUUCGGUCUCGGUGACGGAAGAAACGUUCGCGAAGAUGAUGACCAAGUUUCGGAAACGUCUAGUGUAUGUAGUGAAGGUGGUGAAUCAAUUGUGGACAGUGAACAGCCGAAACGGAGUAACGACAAUGACGAACUCGUGUCGUCACGUUUGGAAAAAUAUUUCUUAUCAGGCUUCAUGGGCUUCAAUCAAGAGAGACGCGAUUCGGACGGGUCCGGCAGUGUCGGUAGUGAUAGUGAGGGUAAACAAAGCCCAGAGCAGCGGCGUAAACGGCUAGUGCGCGCUCGCGGAACGCCUCGGUCCCAUUCUUCUUCCUUGGAUAACUUGCUGACGGGUGACGAACCUUCUCAAGAUGCGCAGGAAGUGUCGGAUGGAUCUAGUACUGAAACAGAAGAUAGACAUGAGUCUCUCGAAAGGUUGGAUAUGCCAGGAGAGUCAAAAAGAAAAAAGCAAAGCAAAAAAACUAGAGGAUCACCCGGAGACGAAAGGCGACAGUCGAUGGAAUUUUCAGAAGAAACUCGUGACGACACGAGGUCUGUUUCGGAGGGCGAGGAUGGCAGGUCCACGCCUCGGCCCGAAUUCCCACCGCUAGGAUCUGAAUUAUCUGAAUCUAAAAAACAAACUAGUAGAGAUAGCGGUUUCGUAGGCAGCUGCGACGAUCUUCUCAGGAGUGGCGACUCGAGCGCCGAAUUUUCCCGAUCUCAUGAGCCUAAAACAGAGUUGGAAGAAAUUGUUGAAGAGAUGAGACCCGAUUUAGAUGAACGCGUCGAACGCCCACCGACCUCUCGUCCACCACCGAGUCCUUUGACGCGUAAAGAUAGUUUUAACAAUUGGUCAUCCGACGAAGAAACGAAUCUUAUGAUGACAAAAAUGAGACAAUUCUUUAAGCAAAUGAUAAAUUCAGGAAACGUUAGGACUUCUACCCCUGCCUCGACAAACUCCGAGAGCUCAAAGCCUCCGAAACCACCGCAACUUUUAUAUUUUGAAACCGAACUGACUAGAUUAAUGAAAACGGUUCCCGGUAUUCGCGAUGAAGAGGUUCGCGAAAUAGUGGAAUAUUUAUCAAGUGAAGACACGUGGAGCGAUUCCUACGACUCGUCCGACUACGCGGGAUCUGACUUGGAGGGCACGUCGGCUAACAGGUCCGCAUUAAGAAAACAAAUAUCGGACAGCUGUCGGGAAAUAAUCGACGAGUUCGAUCGUGGUAACGACGCUGGUUCGCUGGAGCGUGACGCGGUUGGGGCGUACCAGAAGUUGGCGGCAACGUUGGGCCGCGCUGGGGAAGGGUCGCCACCCUUGUUUGGGAAAGUUAUGCGACAUAUAGGUGGGCGGCUGGUGGCAUUAAUGCAUGAAGUGUCGGGCGGUGCGUCCCCGAGCACGGAUGAUGACAGCGCGUCAGAGCCGGGCGCGUUGGCAAGGAGUCGAUCUCACGAUAUUCUGGAAGCGACGGCGAGCAGGGGAAGCGUGGCAAGUGACUGUGAACGAUUUUCAUGGCGGGGCAGUUUCGAAUCUGCUUUGUUGGCCGCUGAUUCCCGAGGUACUUUAGGGGGGCCUAGUUGUGAGGCACGAAGAUCACCGGCCGGGGCGGACUUGGCUGCACAAAAGUCACAUUCUAGAAGUUGCGGCGCCAUCGCGGGUAGCGAGGACAGGCUGUGGCGCGGCAGACGGCGGGCUUCUGCCCCCGACGCUGAGUCUGAAGAAGAGGAGCGUGCGGGUUCACUGCCGCGAUUACCUUCCAUCACGGGCACGAACACAGUGCCAGCGGGGCCAGUGAAGUCGGCGAGGUAUAGGGCGCCCGGUUUCCGCAGCGCGACUCGUGCGGCCUCCGCGCCCGGCUUACACCUGCCCAGGAGACGCAGACCGGCGCCGACGCCGCACCAACCAACGCCGGCCGCACCUGCCUCAGCACCAAGUCUACAGGAUGAGGUGUACCUGUCAGAUAAUGCGACACUCUACAGUGUGGGCAGAGAGAUAUAUGUUAUUGUCCAAUACCAUAUGUGGUCACUCGGUACAUACAUGGGGGCGAGUGUGAACUGGAUGGACAGCACGGGCAAGGAGGUGACGCUCUGGCAGACCAUGCUGCAGCGACCCAACUUCUGGGUAGAGGGCUCCUUGCCGCUGCGGCCGCAACUCAACAACUAG